Molecule: messenger RNA, 2043 nt
Organism: Microplitis mediator
Lineage: Eukaryota; Metazoa; Arthropoda; Insecta; Hymenoptera; Braconidae
Gene: Hydr2
Product: abhydrolase domain-containing protein 2
Exons: 8
Coding region: 564-1763 (399 amino acids)
Biological process (GO): medium-chain fatty acid catabolic process; medium-chain fatty acid biosynthetic process; acylglycerol catabolic process
Cellular component (GO): sperm plasma membrane; sperm flagellum
Molecular function (GO): acetylesterase activity; monoacylglycerol lipase activity
Source: RefSeq, a predicted model, not a curated record
AGAAAUUAUUAACUGGUAGUAGUCGAUCAUACGACCCAGUAUUACUCACCCAAAAGAGUGCGAUUUAAUAAUAAUAACAAUAAUAAAAGUAACACCGAUCAGUAACCUCAAGUCUGUGUGUGGCCAAUUGCCAAUAUGUAAUUGCAAUAUAUAUAUAUAUACAUACACAUAUAUAUUUAUAUAUAUAUCUUCAUAUUUAAAAACAUAAUUGUCUAUGUCUAAGACGUCUAAGAAAUAGUGAGUGAAACAGUAUUUGGAUUAACCGAUAGUAAAAAAUAUUCCAUGCGUUGUCAGGCCGAAAAUUACUACGAUGUAAUUAAUUGAUAAGACAAGAGGACGAUAUGAAAGUGAUUUAAAAAUGAUGAUAAUUGAUUAUUACUUUAAUAAUUAUUAUUAUAAUGAUCAAGUUUUUAUAAAUAUACGUGUUGUGUUCGUGUGUCCAAUAGCAUAACCGAGUCGGAGAAAUCGUUGACAGAACGACAGUUUUAUUGUUAUUAUAUAAAAAAUAUAUAUGCUGAUUAUUUGAGUACAAGUGGAGGAAUAAUAAUAAAGUUCAUUAAAAAAUGUCAACGGCAUUGCUAGCUGUCAUUGCUGUUAUUCUGUGUAUUCUUUUUAGAAUUUUAAAUGUCAACAGUUCACCAAAAAAACCGGUACUUGUUUGCCAAGACACCGUUUUUUUGUCUACAAUUCUUAAAAUUGCUCCAGUAAUUGGGGAACCCUACAAGCCAACGAGACUCUGGGGAUUUAGCGGUCAUGUGCAGACGAUCGUCCACAGUAUCAUUGGUCGCGUCCGAUGUCCGUGGCCCAUUGGCGAACGAGUUUACAUAAUUCUUGUUGAUGGAACUACUUUAACUUACGAUUUAUAUCAACCGCUGAGUAACGGUCACGAAGAUGACAUCACAGUAGCAAUUGCUCCAGGAAUUGGCAAUACUUCCGAGAGUGUCUACAUCAGGACAUUUGUACAUUUUGCUCAGUGUCAUGGGUACAGAUGCGCGGUGCUCAAUCAUGUUGGAGCACUUUCAAGUGUCAAGGUCACCGCACCAAGAAUAUUUUCUUAUGGCCACACUGAUGAUUAUCAUGUCAUGCUAUCAAGUUUGCUUGAUAAGCACCCCAGCACAAAAAUAGUCUGCGUAGGAUUUAGUUUAGGUGGUAAUCUCGUUACCAAGUACAUGGGCGAGAGAGCGACCACUAAAUCGCCUCAGAUAAUAGGCGGAAUUUCAAUUUGCCAAGGCUACAAUGCUAUCGAAGGCACUAAUUAUUUACUCAACUGGCAGAACUUCCGUCGGUUCUACCUCUACAUAAUGACUGAGUCCGUUAAAAAUAUUAUUUUGAAGCACAAAAAUGUUUUAUUGUCGGAAGAAGUUAAAAAACGACACAAUCUUAAUGAGAGAGAAAUUAUUUCUGCCGCGACACUGCCGGAACUCGAUGAGGCCUACACGAAACGAAUACAUAAUUUUAGAUCAGUCUCUGAAUUAUACAAAUGGAGUAGUAGUAUUAAUUAUUUAAAAGACAUAACAACACCAAUGGUAUUUAUAAACGCUCUUGAUGAUCCAAUCGUUCCCGAGAUGUUACUGGUACCGAUAAAACAACACGCUGAAAGUUAUAACAAUACUUUGUACAUAGAAGUAGCUCACGGUGGUCAUCUUGGGUUCUACGAAGGAGGACUUCUGUAUCCAAAUCCCAUAACUUGGCUCGACCGUACUCUUGUCUCACUCGUUGGCUCUCUAACGCUAGUUCACGCCGACCGGGUAAAAAUUUCCUAAGCGCGCAAUUUAAAAUUAUAUUAUCAACACAAAAUUUCAUUGUUUUAAAUUAUACUUUAUUUUUAAAUUACUAAAAUUUAAACUGAGUUCAAUUACACAAAUACUUUUUUCUUUGUUACCGUUUUGCAUUUUCGUUGGUAGCACAAAUUUAAAAACAUAUCCGACAGUUAUUAUUUAAAAGCAUUUAUUACAACAAACACCCGUGCAAUUUUGUACGUUAAAAAUUAUUAUUACAAAUUUAUAACCAUUUAAAUAUAAAUAUUUAUAUACAUAUAUAUUA